Molecule: messenger RNA, 978 nt
Organism: Pseudozyma hubeiensis SY62
Lineage: Eukaryota; Fungi; Basidiomycota; Ustilaginomycetes; Ustilaginales; Ustilaginaceae
Product: thiosulfate sulfurtransferase
Exons: 1
Coding region: 1-978 (325 amino acids)
Biological process (GO): transsulfuration
Cellular component (GO): mitochondrion
Molecular function (GO): thiosulfate-cyanide sulfurtransferase activity
Source: RefSeq, a predicted model, not a curated record
AUGGCGUCAACGGCGCGACCGCCCACCGUGCCUCUGGUGAUUGCGCCAAACGCCCUUGCAUCGUUGAUCGACUCCAACAAAGCUGACAGCAGCAAGCUGCGUAUUCUCGACGCAACAUGGUUCAUGCCCAACACAAAUCCACCACGCAACGCAUUCGAGGAGUAUACGGCAGGUCCUCGGCUGCCAAAGGCUCUCUUUUGGAACGUUGACAAGAUCGCAACCGUCGGUGAAAGUGUUCGCAACCUCCCACACAUGAUGCCAUCUCCAGCCACGUUUGCAGAGGCAGCCUCGGAACACGGCAUCGAACCGGAUACACACCCCGUGGUGUAUGACACUCACGGAGUGUUCUCUGCCCCGCGCACGGCCUUCACCUUCAAGGCGUUCGGCCAUCUGAAUGUUUCCGUGCUCAACGGCGGAUUACCUGCUUGGAUCAACUACGGACUGCCAACAGAAUCUGGCGAGCCGACAUCCGUGUCCAGGACCGACUACCCAGAGCCCGUUCUGCAGGAUGGUAUCAUCCGCUCAUUUGACGAGAUGGUCGCUAACGCCAAAAUGGGUGCUCGAGGACAGACGGUAUUUGACGCGCGAGCCAAAGGCAGAUUCGACGGAACGGAUCCUGAACCAAGACCAGGCCUGUCGUCCGGUCACAUCCCGCACAGUCUCUCGCUGCCCUUCCCCAGCCUGCUCAGGACCGAGACCGGCAAAGACGGAAAGCAGUAUACCGUGCUCAAGGAUCAGAUCGAGCUAUGGAGGACGCUGAGCGAUACGGUGGGAGGUAUGGAGGCCCUCGACAAGCUCAGACAAGCUUCGAGCGGUGGAGAGCUAGCGGCUACCAACACGUGCGGCUCAGGGAUGACUGCAGCAGCCAUCUGGUUGGCGUUGCAAGAGAUCGGUGUGCAGAGCAGCAUCUACGACGAGAGCUGGAUGGGAUGGGCCUCGAGAGAAGACGAAGGCGUGGCUAUUGACAAGAACGAAUGA